GCAUCUCUACCAGUUUUCCCCUUGACUUGGACGAGGAAGCCGCCGAGGUCAACACCGAAAUAUUGAUUGUGAUCAACUGCGCAGUCAGGUUUGUCUGUCUCUUGGAGUUUUUCCUCGAGUUCGUCGUUGACGCCUUGCUCGACAUUCGGGACAAGCUGCUCGAGCUAUACAGCCAAAGUUCCACCGGCCUUCGGAUCCUCUUCUGGGUCAUUCUCAACUGUAUCUCGGUGUACAAACGGUAUUUAGACGAGUGUUGAGAGACAUCCAGGCUUGGCAUAGUGACAAGAGCCUAGUAUUUGUGGAAGGUAUGUCUCAUGUCGCCUUUGUCGAUCCAACAAAGCCUUGCACGACGAGCUGGUCGAGCGUUCCCAUUCAUACAACAAAGGGGCGCACGACAAUCAGCGCCUUGUUCUUGCAUCUCAAUCAUGAGAAAAACAGCUUGUGUUCCAUGGCGAACAUCCGAGUCAUUCUUGGUACCAAGCGAUUAUAAGUGCACAUAUUUGACAAGCCCUCACUCCACAAGCAGCAACUUGAUUUCUUACAGACAACCAAACCAGGCCCUCCCAAACACACACAACAUGGAGGAAGAUCUUCCGUACGACCCUCCCCAAAUUGACGCGGUCCUGACCCUGCACUGGCAGAAUUACCAGUACAGUGGUCAUAUUGCCCGAUACUUCUAUGCCCUUCUCAUCCGAAAGACUCGCGAGCUCUACCGCGCGAGUCACGUCCCCAUCAACCAGGCCACCGAUGCGCCAAAAGGAAAUGUCUUUUUCCGCUUGCCCUUCAUUCGUAUGGUGCCCUGGAUUCUCCUUACUCUGUUCUCCACUACCUUCAUCAUCAUCUCAGAGCACAUUGUCAUGCCCAUUCUGGGUGUCUUCAGCGAGGUGCCCUUGCUCAUCUGGCCCUUCCUUUCUGGCCUCUUCGCCUCUCUGUCCACUGUCAGCCAUGCACAUGCAGUUAUCCUGACCAUGUUCGUUAUUGUGGUGCUAGACACUUGUAUGACGAGGACGACCAUCGCGGGCCAGUUUCGUGCAGGUGGCCUGACGCUGUUCACCAGCAUGUGCAUACGGACCUUUAUCACCUACAAUUGGUCCAUUAUUCGCAGGAGCAUGCCCUUGAUCUUUUUGUUCCACAGAUUGCGACUCCAUUACGCGCUUUGGUACUUUGACCAGAUCGCAUGUAGGAUCUGGGAUAUAGCGAGCGGUGAUGGCGAAGAGCUUUUCGACAACGUAUCGCUCUAUCUCGAUCCUCCGAGCCCCUUUGAGAGCCCUUCACCUUCUUCCGUCUCGUCUUUUUCUCCAGAACGGUACAGUCCUCCACGGAGAGCUCGGCGUUGGUCUGGCGCCUGCCCCCCCUCUCCCUCACUCACCGAAGUUCGUUCACAGUACAGUCCCCCCGUUGUGGACCAUAGGUCCCGUCCUCGCAUCCACUUUGAUGCUACGGCGGAUCCUCCGACCGAUAGGAAAAGGCCAUACCGCCUGACCGUCAGGACCACCCCGCAAGCCCCGAAGCAACGUGCGUCUUGCGGGCCUCCCAGGUCUUGUGCUCAGAUGAGUCCGGCCGAUCCGUCCGUGGAAUUUAGUAGGGUGAUUCAUUGGUUGCGGGAUGAGCUGAGCGAGAAAGGAACGUGAAUUUGAGAGCAAGUCGCAAGAUCACGGAAUCUAUCAAAAAGACUUGGACUCCAACCCAGCUCUUGCGAUGGUAUCCUCAACGCCACGAGAUACUAUCUUGGUUUGGUUAUAGGAUACAGGGGGGAAUUCCCUUGUAGGUCGUUGUUACAGUCGUCUUUAGAUUAUAUUUGUAUUGAGUGGAAUUUUUUAGACACAUGGUGAGUUUUUACCGAGACCACAUUCCCUUUUUUUCAAUUAGACGUACAUUAUGACAGGGUUCCCCCGGCCAGCAAAACAGUACAAAAGAAGCAUACAGCGAUGUAACAGUCCAGGAGAAGUAUUUUAGAAUGUAGCCGUUGAUAGCAGGUCAAAGACUAGGAGAUUGAC
Molecule: messenger RNA, 1997 nt
Organism: Emericellopsis atlantica
Lineage: Eukaryota; Fungi; Ascomycota; Sordariomycetes; Hypocreales; Bionectriaceae
Exons: 1
Coding region: 315-1631 (438 amino acids)
Source: RefSeq, a predicted model, not a curated record